GCCGAGGCGAUAGGUGGCAGCACACGCUCUCUAGCCAGUCAAUCUGGAACAUAAACAUUCCUCUCUCUGACAUGCGCAGUACUUCUGAUGUGAAUCAUGGCGGCUGCGGCAGAAAAGUCCACCAAAGAGAGAUUAUUAUCCACACUGGAUGAUCUGGAGGUGCUUUCAAGGGAGCUGAUUGAGAUGCUGGCGUUAUCACGAAGUCAGAAGCUCCCACCGUCGGGAGACGACAACCAGGUGUUGGAUCUGCUUGUCCAGAGGGAUAGUGAGUUCCACAUGUUGAUGGCGAGGGCGGUUGAGCAGGGGAGACUCCAGGAGGAGAUGAGAGGACUACAGAAGGAAAUGGAGAAACGAGACAAUGACAUCACGCUGCUGCAGAAACAACUCAAGGAAGCUGAACACAUACUGGCCACAGCGGUGUACCAAGCCAAGGAGAAACUGAAAUCCAUCGAGAAGGCUCGCAAAGGCAGCAUCUCGUCUGAAGAGAUCAUCAAAUACGCUCACCGGAUCAGUGCCAGUAACGCCGUCUGCGCCCCUCUCAACUGGCUACCAGGUGACCCGCGGAGGCCGUACCCUACUGACUUGGAGAUGCGUUCCGGAAUGCUGGGUCACAUGAGCAACCUGCCGACCAAUGGGGUGAACGGACACCUGCCAGGAGACUCACUAGCGGCCGGCAGACUACCAGACAUCCUGAUGCCGCAGUAUCCGUGGCAGUCCUCUGACGUCUCCAUGGGGAUGCUGCCUCCUCACCACGGCAACGAGUUUGGACCGGGACACAACAAGGAGAACGAGGACGACGUGGAGAAUAUGAGCACCGACACAUCCAGCUCAAGCAGCGACUCAGACUAGAGUACAGUAGUGUGUGUGUGUGUGUGUGUGUGUACGUGUGUGUGUGUGUGUGUGUGUGUGUGUGUGUGUGUGUGUGUG
Messenger RNA from Engraulis encrasicolus (European anchovy), 927 nucleotides. RefSeq names its product mediator complex subunit 4 (gene med4). The transcript has 7 exons. Gene Ontology annotation, molecular function: transcription coregulator activity. The coding region runs from base 97 to 849 and encodes 250 amino acids. Gene Ontology annotation, cellular component: mediator complex; core mediator complex. The record is from RefSeq and is a predicted model, not a curated record. Gene Ontology annotation, biological process: regulation of transcription by RNA polymerase II. Lineage: Eukaryota; Metazoa; Chordata; Actinopteri; Clupeiformes; Engraulidae.